UCAAACCAAACUUAAGCCCCUUACAAAAUAAAUAAAUAAAUACUCCGAAGUUGUUCGAUCGAACCACUGCAGUUUGUAAGCGGCGCCUUUCUUCUAAUGUAACAGAGAGCGAAUAUGGAUUUUCUCCAGUCCAGGCUCUGUUUACAUACUUUACAUAGAAGCCAUGUUCACCUUCCUCUUGUUCGAGCUCUGUCCUCCAAUUAACUCCAUGGCUUCCUUAUCCCAGCCUUCACAUGGCCAAGCCCCUUCUCACCAAGGUCUUCUUCUCUUCCCCUCCAAAAUCCAAGGAAGAGUUCACCAAUCUCUGCUCCAGAGGAUUUCUUCGACAGGCCCUUUACGGCUUCAUUCCCGAGGUCUUUGCUGACCUAAAUCUCUUUUCCUAUCUCCUAAAAGGAUGUUCCAUCCCGCAGGAAUCCCUGUCUCAUGGUCGGCAACUCCACGGUUUCAUUGUCACUUGCGGCGCCUCGGCCGACCGUUUCACUGCCAAUCACCUCCUUCACAUGUACUCCAAGCUCGGCGACCAGCAUGCUUCCGCCUCGCUCUUUGCCAGAAUGCCUCGAAAGAACAUCAUGUCAUACAAUAUUCUCAUUGGUGGCUUCGUUCAAAACGGGGACAUCAACUCUGCCCGCAAGCUGUUCGACGAAAUGCCCGAGAGGAACGUCGCCACCUGGAAUGCCAUGGUCACCGGGUAUACACAUUUCGGGUUUGAUAGAGAGGGUUUAGAACUCUUGGCCGACAUGAGAAGGGUGGGUCUACAACCAGACGAGUUCAGCUUAGCCAGUGCUUUGCGGUGCUGUGCUGGGUUGAAAGUUCUCACCUUUGGCCACCAGAUUCAUGGUUACCUCAUUCUGUCUGGGUUUGAAGCGGAUAUCUGUGUUGGGAGCUCUCUUGCUCACAUGUACAUGAAGUGUGGGUGGCUCCAAGAAGGUGAGAGAGCAUUGAAGCUAAUGCCUGUUCUUAAUGUCGUUUCCUGCAACACUGUCAUCGCUGGCAGGGCACAGAAUGGAGAUUAUGAGGGUGCUCUUCGGCAUUUUAGUUUGAUGAUGGCUGCAGGCUUAGCCCCUGAUCAGGUCACUUUUGUGAGUGCUAUAAGUUCUUGCUCUGAAUUGUCAGCCCUUGGCCAGGGGCAGCAGGUCCAUGCACAAGUAAUCAGAUCUGGAGUUGAUUCAUCAGUGCCAGUUACUAGUUCACUAGUCAGCAUGUACUCCAAAUGUGGUUGUUUACAGGAUUCCAUCAAUUUAUUUGAUGACUCGUCAGAAGAAUCUGAUCUUGUUCUGUGGAGUGCAAUGAUUGCAGCUUAUGGUUUUCAUGGACAUGGGAGGAUGGCGAUUGAGCUAUUUGAGAAAAUGGUAAAUUAUGGAAUUGAGCCGAGUGAAGUUACCUUCCUGAGUCUGUUAUAUGCUUGCUGUCACAGUGGAUUGAAGGAUGAGGGUUUAGGUUAUUUGGAGCUAAUGAACAAGAAGUAUGAACUGCAGCCUUCAUUAAAGCACUACACUUGCAUUGUGGAUCUCCUAGGCCGGGCAGGACAACUUGAUGAUGCUGAAGCCCUGAUCAAAUCCAUGACUGUGGAAGCAGAUGGAGUUAUAUGGAAAACCCUUUUGUCUGCGUGCAAAAUUCACAAGAACACAGAGAUGAUGGAGAGGGUGGCUGAGCUUGUGUUGAGGCUGGACCCUGAGGAUUCGGCAUCUUAUGUCCUGAUCUCAAAUUUUAGUGCUGCUGCUGCAAGAUGGAGUGAUGUUUCAGAUGUUAGGAGCUCCAUGAGGGAGAGGAAGGUGAGGAAGGAACCUGGAGUCAGCUGGAUGGAGCUCAAAGGCGAGGUCCAUCAGUUCUCAACUAGCGAGAGAUCACAUCCUAGGCAAAGUGAGAUUGAUGAGUACUUGAGAGAGUUGAUUGGUAAAAUGAGAGAACAGGGUUAUGUGCCAGAUACUAGUAUGGUUCUUCAUGACAUGGAAGAUGAGGAGAAAGAAUGCAGCUUGGCUCAUCACAGUGAGAAGCUGGCUAUUGCAUUCUCACUUUUAAGCUUGCCCAACGGAUCCCCAAUCAGAAUAAUGAAGAAUUUGCGUGUAUGCAGUGAUUGCCAUAACGCCAUUAAAUUCAUAUCUAAAAUUAUGGAUAGAGAGAUUGUGGUGAGGGAUGUUAGUCGGUUUCAUCAUUUCAAAGAUGGAAAUUGUUCUUGUGGAGAUUAUUGGUGAUAUUAUAUGGAUAAAGAGCAUGUGUAAGGCAAACUUAGCGUGCAUAAACAUUUGUUCCAUCAAGUCUCCUUCUAAAGGCCAACUUUGAGGUAUGGCUGAUUUUUCUUGGUUCAGCAAAUGAAGGCGCACUAUCGACAGAUAAGGUACCAUCUUCAUCCACUAAAAUAACUUCAAGUAAUAGGGUGUUUGCUUCAUGCUGCGUGUAGACUUCAUGAUAUGUGAAUGCUUCAUUAAACAUAGGAUAAUUCCUAGAUUAUCAUAGCAUAAAUAUGAUUAGAAAGUAAAGGAUUUGAAGUAAAAUUAAACCAAAAUGCCGAACAUAUGGUUAUUAUCACAUCUAUUUUCUUUUUUCAGUUCCUGUUGAAGAAUGCUUCUUACUGACGCCAACAUCUAAUUUAAGUGUAACUUUACAAAUAUUUUUGUGAUGACUGUAAAUGUCGCAUCUAUUACAUUUGUGUAGUCUUUGAACUUAUCUCUGUAGAACUUCUAAUUCUACUCCUUGGCCUACCUCUAGGCUUCAUAGUGUUAGAACUGUUAUUUUCAAUCCAUCGCAAUGUCUGGUCCAUUGGUCUUUUGCAUGGGAGUGUAGAUAUUGCCCCUUCAUAUACUAUUCUAGAUAUGAAAUAAAUAAUUAGUAUAAGUUAGGAUAAUACACAUAUAACAAAUCAUCUAUAAAGCUAAGCGUACCUUAUCACAUUGUAGUACCCAUCAUUAUAAGUAUGCCAAUGAGUGUUCAUUUCUAUGAUGCACAAAUAUGGACACGGACACGGGACACGCCAAUUAUUGAAAAUAUAGGAUACAGACACGAGUUGGACACAAUAUUAUAAUUUUUACAUUUUAAAAUAGUUCAUAAAAAUUGAAUUAGUAUAAUAUUAAAAAUAAUUUUGAAAUAAUAAGUCAUUUAAUUGGAAUUUCUGCUUAAAAUGAUUAACAUUAGGAUGUCGAUGCUGUGCAUUAGACAUCGAGAGAGGAGGUGACAAUGCUGUCGAGAGUCAGGCAUCAAUGCUAUGCAAUAAAUAUUGGACAUCGAUGUCAAGAGGGCGUCUAUCGUAGAUGUUGAGAGGGCAUUAGUUGUCGAUGUUAAGAGGACGUCAGACAAGAUGUGCUACCAAGUUUUGGGUGCAGAAGUUACUAGCGUCAAGAAUCAGUGCCAAGAUCGUGUCAGAAUUUUAUGUCGAGAUGGAUUUGAAAUGUCGAUGUUGUAAUGGCGCUAGACGUCGAUGUUAAGAUGACAUUGGGUAUUGUUGUGAAACCAAAAUUGCGACCCGCUAAAGAGAAAUGAAAAUGAGAAUAUACGAUGAAUGAGGUAUUUAGUGCAAGCGAUUGAUUUAGUGUUGUGGAUAGGAAAUAAGAAAUUUAAUUUUUAUAUUUUAAAUAAAUAAAAAUUUUAAAUACAAGAAAUUAUAUUAAAAAAAUGCAUAAAAUAUUUAAGACACGCGUGACCAAUUUGUAUUUUAUAUUUUUUUAAUCAGACACAUUUUCGACGUAUCCGACAUGUGUCAGAGGCGUGUCAGACGUGUGUUGUGAAACUCCUUAACUAAAAGAAACUAAACUCUUAAACAUUGAGGCGCCUUUUGGUGUAAUGGUUGAAUUUCAUUAAGAAACUCUGCAAUUAAGCUUGCUCAUCUCAGAACAAUUCUGGGAUGAGUGACGUACUGAGAAGUUACUCCGAUAGGACAAAACCGUGAGACUCUUAGGCCAAAGCGGAUAAUAUCUCAAUAGUUAAGAGUUUGAAUUGUUACAAAAUGAUAUCAGAUCAAUAUACCAGUCGGAAGAUGGGAACUAAGUGCCAUAUAAGACAAAGUGCUACGCCAUGAGAGUCACCUCUUGAACCUUGUAUGGGAUAAAGUGCUACAUGACGAGAGCCACCACUUGAACUUGUAGGGCCACCUCUAGAAUCCUAUCUGCCUGUUUGAUGAUUCUGGGAUAAAGAUAUUGUUAAGGAUGUCAGUUACUUAAGUGGGGGAGAUUGUAAAAUCGCUUAAGUAAAAAAAGUUGAACUCUUAAAUAUCAAGGCGCCUUUUGAUGUGAUAGUUGAAUUUCAUUUAAGAAACUUCGUAGUUAAGCGUGUUUAUUUCAGAGCAAUUUUGGGAUGGCUGACCUACUGGGAAGUUACACCAACAUUACAAAAUCGUGAGACUCUUAGGACAAAGCGGACAAUAUCUCGAUAGUUAAGAGUUUGGGCUGUCACACGUGUCAUGUUAAAUACGGUCGGACACUGCACGGCUUUUUGAGGAGAAGUAUCGGUGCAUCAUAGGUUCCUUUGUAUCAAUAAAUGCAAUUUGCUUAUAUAGUAAAAUGAUCGACUUAUCAAAAUUCACAAUUGCUUUUUUCUUUCUCCAAAUUCGCUUCCCCUUUUUCAUAUCAUUAUUCUAUCUCAGCCACAUGAAUAUAUGAUCGUGCUACAAUGAAUUUUUCUUUACAUGUUCCUAAAUAUUUACAUGAAUGAUCUUUCUAACUUCCAAUAUUUGAUCAUCUUUAUAUUUUAAUGUUCUAACUCUUUGAGGAAAAUCUCAAAAGAUCAAAUAGCUUUGAGUCUUCUUUUAUCACUAGCUUUAUUUUUUGCUGAAAAACUCUUUGAAAUAUCUUUUGUUCGAAGAAGAUUCUUAAAAUAAUUUGUAUUAUCAAAAUUAGUGCCAACUUACAGACUCAUGCUAUGUACGUCCUCACAUGAAGAGGACCCUAGAUUUAGUGGGUGAUAUUUAUUAACGAUUACAAUAACUAUCACUCCUAAUUGAUGCCAGUACAUCUCACCACCAACAAGAUAUCCAUACACUAAAUUCAUUGUAUUACUCGCUUUGAUAUGACUUUUAGCAACAAUUGUAGAUAGUUGGCUGCUUCUUUUAUUUAUAACAUAUCGCUUUCAAAAACAUUAUCAUUUGAGAAAAAUAUUCUAUUAUGUAAUACAUCUGACAGACAAGGUGGGAAGCAAUCAUGUAGAAUCAUAGAAUGUUGUAAUGUAAAAAGUACUUAAGUCUUACAACUUACAAUAGUUUGUAAGGCUCUUUUCAUUAACUUGGCCAACCUUGGCAAAUUCAGCCAGUGACUCACAUAAAAUCUUUCCUUAUUUGGAAAUUAUUAUGCACAUUCAAUGUGAUUGAUCAGUUAUAGGCUAGCUAGGGACAUUUCUUAGUAGACCUUGACUCCAUCAGGAAACUCAAUGUGAGAUCAAUUAAAAUGGAGAACUAAGACAUUGUCACCAACAGAAAAUUCAAUCAAAUGGAGGAAUGACACGUUAGAAUAAUCUAAGAAGUUUAAGAGCGUGUUCUCAUAACCAUUCCGCGGAUAGAAGCUCUUGAAGAAGAAUCCUUUAACGUCAUCAUUCAUCCUCAACCAUGAAGUCUAAGGGUGUUGACCUUGACUCCAAGUAGGGAUGAUACUUAUUCUUCAAAAAGUAGGGCAAAAUUAACUCCACUUCGAAAGAAUAGAAGUGUUAGCUACAAAUGACAAGUGUGUUCUCUAGAGAGAUUAUUGAUCAUAGCCUCCAAUAAAAUUCAAGGUUUCACACUUAGAUUCAUAUAAGGGAAAGAUAAAUUUGGUCAACCAUAUCUCUUAGUUUGAGUUGUUUAUAUCAUUACUAAACAUUAAUGCUAUGAUAACCGGUGAUUCGCCAAUGUCCGGUUGGAAGAUGCUCUUCGAUGGAAGGUACAAAUGUGAAGAGGAUGCGAUCCACGUAAUCGUCCACGGUAUCGUCAACGUUCAAGUUUAAGUCGAAGAAAGGGGAUCAGAGAAGAUCUGUUCAUCCUUGAUCAUCAUACACGAAUCCGUGAUUGUGUUCUGGAUUGGUCAUGCAUGGGGGCGACGUCGGCUUGAAGAUAAUCCUUGUAUGUGGAGGAGAAAGGUGGGGGAGAGUUGGAGAGGAGGAGAAUUUCGGCUAGGGUUACGGUGGGUUGUGUUGGGAUGGAGGGUGGUGAAUUAGAAGGGCUUAGGUUGAAGGAGAUCUGAAAUUAAUUCUCUGAUUUUUUAUGGAGGGAAAGAUUAAUUUGAAAUCCAAAUUAAUCCUAAUUGAGGGCUUAAGUGGGGCGGCAACCAAGGGGAAUUUAUGGGGCAUUUAAUGAGAGUCUAGGUGGCUAAUUGGAGAGAGAAUGGGGCUAUAGAGGGGGCGACCAUAGGGGGAGGGAUUUGAUGUGUCUAGGUUCGAUGUAUGGGUCUGGGGAGGAUUUUAAUUAGGGAUUGUCAUUAUGAAAUUGCUUUCAAAUUUAAUGUAAUUAGAAGGUUUCCUAAUUUAAGUUUAUUAAUAGGAAAAUCUUUGAAAUUCAAAUAUAAUUUGAAUUCAAAUGAGGCAAUUUUCCAAAUUAAUAGUAAGGAAAUUAGGAAAGUAAUUAAGGUUGAUUUGAAUUUUGAAAUUCAAAAUUCAAAGGUCAGGGAGGGAGGGGCCGGCGGCUAGUGGAGGCUCGGGGAGGCCGGCGUGGAGGAGGCUAGGGGGAGACUGGCGGCGGACGGGUGAGGGGAGGCCGACGGCUUAGGGAGGUGGUGAGGGUUGGCGGGUUAGGGAAGGAAAGAGAAGGGGUUUGGACUUUGGAAGAUUCGGCCGGCGGCAAGGGGUCUUGGGCUAGGUGGCCGAUGGUGGUAACCAAGAAGGAAAUACUAAGUACUAACCGUGAGUCUCGGAAUCCACCGGCGGCUGACGGGAGUUGCAAGGCCCUCUCCUAAAGUUUCUCCUCUCAAGAACUCACAAAGAUAUCAAACAAAAAAAGCUAGAAUUUCUUUCAUAAUCAUCAUCCCAAAUACAAGAUGAAUGACCUAAUAUAUAGGCCUCAUAGAAAAAAAAAGGACUAACAUGCCCAUAGGGCUACAACUCAAAUCAACACACAAGUAAGGGUACAAACAUAAAUAAAGUAAAUAUGAACUAAUACAUAAAAUAUAUCAAAUAUAUAAACUCCUCAUCGGAGCCGUCGAUUUACGAUGCUUCCGACAGUAGACAUUCCGGAAUUUCCUACUAAUGUCCUCAUCAAAAUUAGUCUUGCCCAAUGAUUUCAAAUAUCAUCAAGUCGGCGACAUCUCAAUGAACGCCCUUCGAGCCCGACUCAUGAAUCCUUUCCACAAUUCUAUGAAGGAGCAAUUUAAUCUAACUAGAUAGUUUCUAAUUGCACUCACUAACGAUAUAUAUGUAGAACACCAAGUAAUAUGUAAAUACAUAUUAAAAAUAAUUGAUUAUGAUUUCAUAGAAAUAAUAAAGGAAAAGGAGGAAUGGCUGUGUGAAAAUAUAUUACUUAAUGAUAUUUAAGAAUAAUGUUUUACGAAGAGGGGAUGUGAUAAUAUGUGACCGCUGAGAAGAGGCAUAGUUAGAAGGAUAUGAUGAAUGUAAAUAGGGGUGUCAAUUUUGGGUCACGGGUCGGGUUCGGGCUGAACCCAAAACUGACUCGAUACUGUUUAGGUCAACCCGAACCCGACCCAUUUUUAUAAAUGGGUCAGUUUUCUGGACCGGGUCAACCCGACACGACUCGAAAGCGGGUGCCAACAUGAGCAGAGGGACGCUGGAGGCCGGACGCCAGCGGCCGGACAACUGAACCUGGAGGUCCUGGAAGGCGGGCACAGGCCUGGACGCGGCAGCCGGCAAGCUGGCCAGCUUGGCUGCCCCUCACGCGGGCCUGGACACAGUCACGCGGAAGAACUUGAGCUCGGAUCCUCGGGACAUGCAGGCACGCGGGCGAGUGGGGCAGCCGGACAGGAGCGGGAUUUGGCACUGGUUGACGGGCAGCGGCGGGCAAGCAGGGCAGGGGCGGGAUUGGCCACGGGCAGUGGUGACUCACGCGACAGCUCGAUUAGCACCUUAGCGGGCAAGUAGGGGGGAGUCACGCUGCCACGUGAGAUUGGCCACGGGCAGAGGUGGUCAACCGGGCAGCUCAGUCAGCGGGUCAAUUCGUGUCAUUUCCGGGUUUUCGGGUCUACCCGAACCUGACCCGAUUUCUGAAACGGGUCGAAAACCCUAACCCGAACCCGACCCAGUUCGGGUUCGAGUCAACCCGCACCCAAAAUUUUCGUGUCGUGUUCGGAUCGGAUUUUCGGGUCGUGUCCAAUAUUGACACCCCUAAAUGUAAAUGUAGUUAGGGGAGAGAAUACUGUUGCAGUGUGCAGCAAUGCAUGGGAGUUCCUUCUAAUCAAGAAUAAAUAUGCAAGAGAAGUGAAGACUGUGAGGAGAAUAUUACGCAUAUUUCUUCUCAUAAAUCCAUCAACUUCAUUAAAUCAAGAAAUUUAAUAGGUUUAAUGAGUUAGAGAUUGAUGAUAUAACAGAAGGAAAAGAGAUUUAGAUUUCAUUUGGGACAGCUUUCUUACUAUUUCUUAAAAUAAUUUUUUAGUACACAA
Molecule: messenger RNA, 8498 nt
Organism: Dendrobium catenatum
Lineage: Eukaryota; Viridiplantae; Streptophyta; Magnoliopsida; Asparagales; Orchidaceae
Product: pentatricopeptide repeat-containing protein At2g41080
Exons: 2
Coding region: 234-2192 (652 amino acids)
Biological process (GO): RNA modification
Molecular function (GO): zinc ion binding; RNA binding; protein binding
Source: RefSeq, a predicted model, not a curated record